Molecule: messenger RNA, 1539 nt
Organism: Micromonas commoda
Lineage: Eukaryota; Viridiplantae; Chlorophyta; Mamiellophyceae; Mamiellales; Mamiellaceae
Exons: 1
Coding region: 1-1536 (511 amino acids)
Biological process (GO): protein phosphorylation
Molecular function (GO): ATP binding; protein kinase activity
Source: RefSeq, a predicted model, not a curated record
AUGACGACGACGUCGUUGGCCGCGGGCGCCGUCGCGGUCCCGCGCGCGAUGCGCGUUGGCGCUCGCGUGAGUCGACGCCGGUCGAUCGCGCGGCGCCGAACACUCACCACCCCGCGCGCCGGCUUCCUCGACGACAUGGGCGUCGGGGACCUCGGGACCUCAUCCCCGUCGUCCUCCGCGCCGGUGGAGCUGGCGAACUCGAUCGGGAGCGCCGUCGGUCGCACGUACACCGAGCUCUUCCCGGACCUGCCCUCCGAGGUUCUCGGCGUGAGCGUCCCGGACACCGCCAGGGCCCUCGCGGACGCCGCCAGACCCGCCACUGAUGCCGCGUUCCAAACCUUACCCGACGACGCAAAGUCGGGCCUGUCCGAUUGGUGGCAGAGGGAGGUGGACAGCGGGUUCACGCUCGUCACCGGCAACGCCGAGUACGAGCUCGCGCUCGCGCUUCUCGUGUUCCUGUGGGCCACGGGCAGGCCCGGCGUGUUCGGCGGGGCGUUCGAUGCCUACUUCGCCAACGCGUUCGACGCGGUGCUGCUGAACAAAAAGUUCGACAAGGAUUCAAUCAAGAUAAGGGGCAAGCUCGGGGACGGUUCGUUCGGGUCCGUGUCGUACGCGGAGGACACGGACACGGGCAGGGAGCUCGUGGUCAAGCAGGCGAAGAGCGUGCAGGGCGCCGCGCAGCUCCAGAACGCGGAGGAGUACAUGAACAGGAGGGUGCGCCGCGCGCCGCUUGUGGCGUCGGGUUGCGCCAAGUACCUGGGCUCUUACGAGGUCGUCGAGGGCGCGUCUUCGCCGACGCUGGUGUGGGCGUUCGAGGGUGACGUGACGCUCGAGGAGCUCAUCGUCCGACGGGAUUUCCCCGAGUGCGUGGAGGAGCUGCUGUACGGCGGGGCUCAGGGCGGGGACGACUACGCCAAACGCACGAGCAAGGUUGCCAAAUCCGUGCUGAGGAACCUGCUGUCCACGCUGGCUGGUCUGCACGACAUUGGCAUCGUGCACAGGGACGUCAAGCCCGCUAACCUGGUGUUCAUGGGGCGCAAAUUCAAGCUCGUGGACUUUGGUGCCGCGGCUGAUCUCAGGACGGGCAAAAACUACGAGCCAGAGCAGGGUCUGCUGGAUCCGUUUUACUCCCCGCCGGAGAAUUUCAUCAUGCCGGAGAGGAUCCCGGCGCCGCCACCGCUGCGACCGCUGACCGCGUCGCUGUCGCCCCUGGUGUGGGGUACGUUCCUCCCCGACCUUUUCGACUCGUUCUCCGCGGGCCUGGUAUUUCUGCAGAUGUGCGUGCCCCAGCUGAGGGGGCGCAAGGUGAUGGACCCCAACGGGUCGUUCCGUCGACUCCUCGAGGAGAACAACUACGACCUGAGGAAGUGGAGGAAGGUGGUGGAGCCGCAGGGCUGGGAUUUCUCGGCUCUGGACGCGAACCUCGGGCUGGGAUGGGACCUCGCGUGCAGGUUGGUUUGCAAGCGGAACUUCCUGCAGCGCGGCAGGCUGGGGUGCAACACAGCACUGCUCCACCCGUUCUUCUGGACGCCAUAAUGA